Messenger RNA from Brassica napus (rape), 1210 nucleotides. Its product is annotated as phosphoribosylformylglycinamidine cyclo-ligase-like. The transcript is spliced from 3 exons. NCBI's taxonomy places the organism in Eukaryota, Viridiplantae, Streptophyta, Magnoliopsida, Brassicales, Brassicaceae. The record is from RefSeq and is a predicted model, not a curated record. Bases 131 to 499 code for a protein of 122 amino acids.
AUGGUUGCUUCAUCUCUUUCAUAUUUGACUUUUAGGACUUGAUAUUCAUGAAGAGUGUCUAUGCUACUGUUUCCAGGUUAUUAAAGGGGGGCAAUCAGACUGUGCUCUCUUAGGAGGACAGACUGCGGAGAUGCCAGACUUUUACGCAGGGGGAGAGUAUGAUCUCAGUGGGUUUGCAGUUGGGAUAGUGAAGAAAGAUUCUGUUAUGAACGGGAAGAACAUAGUUGAUAUAUUGGCUGGCAUUUUGGUGGAGGAAAAUAGCAGUCAAGUGGUUUCUAUAACCGUUUACAAGGAAGAAUGUCUGGCAGACGAUCUCGCGACAACUCAAGCCAGAGUACAAGGUGUUAGAGAUGACAGAAGAGGAACUUCAAGAAAAGCUCGUUGGAGUGUUGGAAACACAAAAAUCUUUGGUCGGUCAUUGAUGAUAUAUGGAGAGAAGGAGAUUGGACCGAAUCAAGCAUGUUUUCUUCUACCUUGCUAUCAAAAUGAUGUUGGGUAAACUGUACUCCUAUUACUGGGCUGCAGAAAGAAUACCAAGGCCGAUUUAUUACCGAUAGAGCGAGCAUCCGAGAUGUUGCAGAUGGAUAAAUUAUACCACAAUGUGAUGGAUAUUCACAGUAUGACAAGGCUAGAGACACUCUCAGCGGCAUUAAAUGUACUACUGAAACUGCAUCUUCAUCUCUAGGCAAAUUGAUACACUUGGAAAGACAUAAUAUAACAAGUAGUUCUAUGAAGAAAGAUUUGUUUUGGACUGCGUUCAUCUCAAGCAAGUGAAGUUGGCUAUGUUCUAUAUAUAUAUGCUAAGGUUACUUGUUGAACAACAUUUCUCUUCUCACCUUACAACAAUAUAACAUAACCUGAUAAAUCACUUCAUCAAGAAAAAAUCGAUUAUAUACUUAUUUGGAAAAUCAUAACCGAUGGUAGAAUAGUAACCUGCUACACUAAAUUAACAAUUUAAGUUUGUUUUGUUUGAACUUGUUGAGUGUCUUUAUUUCUACACUGUCGAGCAAGUUACAAAAUGAUUGUAUCAAACUGAUAGCCAUUUCCCUUUUGCUUGGCCAGAGCAUAAACAUUGUGCACCGCAGCUGCUGAUAUUUAUAAAGCAUCUAUAAAGGAAAGGUUCCUUGCAUAUAGUAAACAGUCUUGUACCAAAUUUCUGAUAUUUAUAUACAUUAAAAGGACAUUUUUGUUUUAAACUAAAUAGAGAGUC